This is a messenger RNA of Tribolium castaneum (red flour beetle), 1272 nucleotides long. RefSeq lists its product as uncharacterized. The transcript is spliced from 6 exons. Gene Ontology annotation, cellular component: centrosome; cleavage furrow; midbody. Gene Ontology annotation, biological process: mitotic cytokinesis checkpoint signaling; abscission. NCBI's taxonomy places the organism in Eukaryota, Metazoa, Arthropoda, Insecta, Coleoptera, Tenebrionidae. The record is from RefSeq and is a predicted model, not a curated record. The coding region runs from base 135 to 1103 and encodes 322 amino acids. Gene Ontology annotation, molecular function: phosphatidylinositol-3-phosphate binding; zinc ion binding.
CACUUUAAUAAGUCGCUUUUUGCAGCAAAUGGGUGCAAAUCAAAUUUUUCCAUGACGUGCCUUCAGCCACUUGCAGCGAAUCAAUUCAGCUGUCACAAAAGUCUAAAUUUGUAAAAAAUCUCUUUAAUUCUAUUAUGUCUUGUAAUCACUGCAAUACGAAAUUUAAUUUUUUCCACAAGGAAAUGGGCUGUUCAAAUUGUGGACUGUCCUUUUGCAAUAAAUGUCUGAAGCAAAAAUGCAAAAUCCCCAACAAGGGCACAGGCGAAUUCAAUGUGUGCAAACUGUGUUACUCCAAACUGGCAUCAGGGACAAGCGCGACACUGCCCCAAAUCGCGCCCCCCGACGCUUUCAUAAAUCCCAGGCGUCCCGUUCCCCGUUUCAUGACCCAGACCUGCCUCAGGCGAUUGGAAAAUCUGGAAAACCCGGCCGCGCCCCCUAUUACAAUGUACAAAAACGACCCGAAAAUCCAGGCUUUACGCAGCGGUUUGUCGCCGGCUGACCAGAAAAUUCUGGAUCGGUUGGAGAAGCUUAAAGAUGAGAAGGGGCCCCCGCCCAGUGAGGGGGAGCUAAGGAGGCGGUUGGCCAGUCUUAAGGGGGAGAACGACUACGUGGAGGGGCCCAGCAGACUUUUGUUUCAAGUUGAUUCAAGGACGGAUCAACAGAAAGCUGACUCGCUCCUUGAACAGUUUGUGAAUGAGAGGGACAUCGAGUUGGCUCACAACCCCCAGGAGGAGAUUGAGGCGCGUUUGGCGACUUUGAGGGAGCAAGGAGUGAGACCAAACGAGGGACCAUAUAUUAGUAAUUUGCACGACUCUAGUAGCUCUGAGGAGGAAGUGGAUAAAAUCACGAAAAAGAUCAUGGACGAGGUGGCGAUUGAGGAGCGUUGCCCCAAAUCAAAAAAACUCACUCCAAGUUCGUCAAACGAAGAUGAAAACAACGUACGAUCGUCUCCGGAGCUUCCGUGGUGCGUUUUGUGCAACAACGAUGCGAAAUUCCGGUGUUUUGAUUGUGGAGGUGAUUUAUACUGUAGCGAGUGUAAUGUUGAAGUACACAAAAACUGGGGAGAUACCGAUCACAAAGUUGUUCCAUACAAGUCGAAAUGAAAUUUCGUAGAUUUAGAGCAAGUUACAUAUUUUUACAACGGAUUUUCAAUAUUUUUGCUUAACAUUCCCGGAAUUAAAAAAUCGUUGAUGUGUCGAGAUUUAGCGGUGAAUGUGGAUAUAUUGUACGAAGAAAUUUAAUCAAUGUCAUGUAAAUAAAGAUUUUAAGAGA